Molecule: messenger RNA, 2370 nt
Organism: Solea solea (common sole)
Lineage: Eukaryota; Metazoa; Chordata; Actinopteri; Pleuronectiformes; Soleidae
Gene: nif3l1
Product: NIF3 NGG1 interacting factor 3-like 1 (S. cerevisiae)
Exons: 7
Coding region: 51-1358 (435 amino acids)
Cellular component (GO): cytoplasm; mitochondrion
Source: RefSeq, a predicted model, not a curated record
GAUCGUCGCACUACAGACCGGAAACCGGAACCGGAAGCGACAGUGUCUUAAUGUCUCCACUGGUGUUGAUGGGAUGUAAAAAACACACGUGGACAUUUGUAUCGCUCAUCCACAGAAGACUUUGUGCCGGAAGGAGCUUGAUCUGUCCCUCUGCUCUAUUCUCUUCUGCCUCUACAGUCUCACCCAGCCUGUCAUUUCCUCCUGCACCCACCCAGAGUCUCUUGACAAACCGACAAAUCCCAGUUUCCCUGCAUCCACCUGCUCAUCUCUCCUCCACUCGCUCCCUCUUGCACUCCACUCCCUGUUGCAGCGUGAUGGAGCUAAAGGAGGUUCUGCAGGUGCUGGAGCAGCUCGCUCCUCUGGCACUCGCCGAGUCGUGGGACAACGUGGGCCUGUUGGUGGAGCCCAGCAAAUCCCGGCCUAUUAAAAACAUCCUGCUCACCAACGACCUCACAGACGUCGUCAUGGAGGAGGCAGAGGCCAUGAGCUGUGACCUCAUCAUCUCCUAUCACCCUCCGUUGUUUCGGCCAAUCAAGCGUCUUGUUCAGGGCGAUUGGAAGCAGCGGUUGGCCGUGCGGGCAGUGGAGGCGGGGAUGGCGAUCUUUUCCCCUCACACCUCAUGGGACAGUGUUAAAGGAGGGGUGAACGACUGGCUGGUGGGGGGGCUUGGUAGCGGCCAGGUGUCUGUGCUGAGUCAGGCCCUCUGCGGUGCUUCCCACAGUCACAAACUGGAAUUCACAGUCAGGAACACAGAGGAACUGAACUCUGUGAUGGAGGAACUGAAGGCUUGUGCUGGUGGAGCGUCGCUGCAGCAUUCUACCAGCAGAGCAGACAACGGUGGGAUCCGUGUCGGUGUCACCUGCAGUGACUCAGUGCUGCCCCUCAGUGUUCACACUUUGCUACCGCACACUGCAGCCAGUCAGUCCCUGAACAUCCUAAAAUUGGAGAAGUCUCCUCUCCCAGGACAUGGUCAAGGGCGACUCAGUGUUUUGGACCAGCCUGUAACUGUGGCAACAGCCAUCCAGAAAAUGAAGUCUCACCUGGGUCUGAAUCACCUGCGUUUGGCCAUAGGAUGGGGGCAGACACUAGAGUCCUCUGUGUGUACUGUGGCUGCAUGUGCCGGAUCAGGAGCAUCAGUACUGAAUGGGGUCAAAGCAGACCUCUACAUCACAGGUGAGAUGUCCCACCACGAGGUCCUGGACGCUGCUGCGAAGGGAACCAGCGUCAUCCUCAGCGAUCACAGCAACAGUGAGCGAGGUUUUUUGACGGUGUUCAGGGAAAGACUGGCCGUGCGUCUUCCUGACACGGUCACAGUGGCCGUGUCCAAGGCUGACAAGGACCCCCUGGAGGUUGUCUGACCACUUGCACGUGUUUUGAUCAGAGUCACUCGUGUGCGCUUAGACCAAAUGUUUGUGAGAAGAUUGCAUUAAAAAAAACAAAAAAAACCCCCUCUUCAUUCAGGCCCUUUAUAUAAAGCUGAGCUUAAAACAACAGAAGAGUGAGAGCCUCAUAUAAUGAUGACAGCGCUUCCUGGUACAUGUUCUAUGUAUUUGUGGCAGGCUUAUAAUGAAAUGUGCCCUGGUUGGUCAAAAACAGAGUGAAUCAUGUCGUCUGUCAUCUAAAUGCAUGCAGUGGAUUUAUUUACACACAGCAAAUUGUGUGAUUUAAUCCUGAUCAUCUGUGACCUCAAGUGUGUCCUUCACUGGGUGUGCAGAGAUGAUUUCAGCAUCCACAAGAUUGUUUGCAUCAAGCAAAUGAUGAGACUGAGGAAGACUAAUAAUGACAUUCACUUUAUUAAUAUAACACUUUUUACGUGCUUUCCAGAUAAAACUAAAUAAGAGGAAACAUUAGAAAUGUAUACCAACCCCAACCUUAUUAGUGGGACAUAUUAAGCAGCAAGGAGCUCAUACCUGAAGUGAUUCUUCUUCUUCUUCUUAUAAUAAUAAUAAUAGUAUUAUAGUUGCAUGAAGAAAUGUGAUAUGCUGUGCACACCCCUGUACUGAGAACCAGACUGACACACUCACUCUCAAGACUCUAAAGUCCAUGACGACUUGAAUCUGUGGUAUCUUAACAAUACUGUAUAUUCACCACUUCAUCUCACCAUUUUGACGGGAAACUGAGGUUUGUGUCACGUUGUAAAGCGCUCACUCUCCGUGCUCACGGACAGAUCAGGGUGCAGUCGUAUGUCUCUUUGGACAUUGGGUCUAGUUAACAUGCCAGCGUGUCCUUGGGCAAGACAUUGAACCCCUCAUUGCUCCUGAUUGCUGUGCCGGCAGCGUGUCAAUGAGUAUGAAAGUGUGAGUGAAUGGGUGAAUGGCUGAAAAACUGUGGUGACGAGAAAAGUGCUAAAUAAAUGGACCUUUGACUCGA